GAAAAAAAAUUGAAAAAAAAAAUUACAGAUCAGUUUGAUUUUUGUUUUCUUUGCUAUUUAAAUUCUGAGAUAGAUGUACAUUUAAUUCCUGUUUUAAUUUGAUAGUUAAUAGACCUAAUUUUUUUUUCUCCUGCCCAGAUGAUCAAAGUCACUGAUUCUUCUUAUAGGAAGCUGUUCCCAUGGGGCGCCACUCAUUAAAUCUCAUGAUUUAGUUAAUGAAGGGUUUUCGCGAAAUCGACACUGAUCCCCUCCGCAAUUCUGCCGUUAAAAAGUCCGAUUUCGAUAAUUCACCGAAGAAUUCCCCUGGUUCUGUCUCGUCCGAGGCAGAACCGAGUAUUCGACACAGCAACCAUAAAAAAUCGGAAGCGAUUUGGUCGGUAAUCUGGCCGACAACCAUACCGAUUUUCGGAAUUUCGAAUAGUAAUCGCACCGAAAGCGAGUCGAAGAAUAGCGGUGGUAGUGUUAUUAGGAAAAAAUCGUCGAGUGGUAGUAAGAAUUAUUAUGAGGGGUGGAGAGGUGCAGUGAGGAGAGUGAUGAUGAAUGGUGUAACAAUGAGGAGAAUUUGGGGGUUUAGUAGGGCAACCACUUCUUCUUCGAAGAGCAAUAUUUGGCUUUUGGGGGUUUGUUAUCAGGUUUCUCAAGAAGGAGAGGAAUCUUCUUCGGAUCCGACUCAGAGCGAGGGGUUCGCUGCAUUCGUCGAGGAUUUUUCUUCGCGGGUUUUGAUAACUUAUCGUAAAGGGUUUUCGCCCAUUGGAGAUUCAAAGUACAUUAGUGACGUAAAUUGGGGUUGUAUGCUUCGAAGCAGCCAGAUGCUCGUUGCUCAGGCGUUUCUUGUUCAUAAAUUAGGAAGAUCGUGGAGAAAAUCUCCCCACAAGCCACUUGACCAAACUUACGUAGAAAUACUGCAUCUAUUCGGAGAUGCUGAAGAUUCCCCUUGUUCGGUGCACAAUCUUCUCCAAGCGGGAAAGGCAUACGGGCUUGCUCCAGGCUCGUGGGUCGGCCCGUAUGCUAUGUGUCGUACAUGGGAAAGCUUGGUGCGUAAUAAAAAAGAGGAAAUUGGUAAUAAUGGGGUAUUGGCAUCAACGAUGGCGCUAUAUGUGGUUUCUGGUGAUGAAGAUGGUGAAAGAGGUGGGGCCCCCGUUGUGUGCAUUGAGGAUGUUUUGAGGCACUGUUCCGAGUUUGGUGGAGGCCAAGUUGAUUGGGCUCCUAUUUUACUGAUGGUUCCUCUGGUUUUAGGUCUUGAGAAAGUCAAUCCAAGGUAUCUUCCACUACUGAGUGCUACAUUCACGUUUCCGCAAAGCCUUGGUAUUUUGGGGGGUAGACCUGGUGCCUCUACAUACAUAGUCGGCGUGCAAGACGAAAAGGCCUUCUAUCUCGAUCCACAUGAAGUUCAGCAGGUAAUCGACAUUAAGAGGGAUAAUCUAGAUUUGGAUACUUCGUCUUACCAUUGCAAUGUCGUGAGGCAUAUUCCUCUGGAUUCCAUCGAUUCCUCCUUGGCCAUCGGAUUUUAUUGCAGGGACAAAAGUGAUUUUAAUGAUUUUUGUGCACGCGCAUCGGAAUUAAUCGAUCAAUCGAACGGGGCCCCACUAUUUACAAUAGCCGAGACACGCACUUCAGCAAAGCCAGCCGGUAACAAUAAUACCGAAAUUGAAGAUAAUAAUACUGCUGAUAAUGACCUGGCAACUGAGAAUUGUGCACAAGAAGACGACUGGCAACUUCUUUGAACACCGAACGAAUUUACAGCUGAAUAAGACAUUUUAUAUAUUAGAAAAAAAAGAACACAAAAAAAACUUGUAUAUAACUUUUCAAAGAUGUGAUUUGUGGUAUGUUUGUAGGGCCAACAACCACUUAGGUUACCUCUUUGAACUAUUAAAUUUGUGUGUUUAUUUUUAUUUUUAUUAAUUUCUCGACUUAUUUGUUGCUUCUAACAUACAAAGAUGAUGUUCUUUUAGGUUUCAUCUCUGAAAAAAUAUUUUAUUUUUAAUUGUUGAUGAAGG
Erythranthe guttata (spotted monkey flower) is the source of this 1997-nucleotide messenger RNA. Its product is annotated as cysteine protease ATG4. Gene Ontology annotation, cellular component: cytoplasm. Gene Ontology annotation, biological process: piecemeal microautophagy of the nucleus; autophagosome assembly; C-terminal protein lipidation. Gene Ontology annotation, molecular function: protein-phosphatidylethanolamide deconjugating activity; cysteine-type endopeptidase activity. The record is from RefSeq and is a predicted model, not a curated record. NCBI's taxonomy places the organism in Eukaryota, Viridiplantae, Streptophyta, Magnoliopsida, Lamiales, Phrymaceae.